AUGCGGCUUACUCAAGGUCAUGCGCCGAGGCGCGGUCGAAUCAGAGGGAGCAAAGCCGAGAACCUACCUGAUCCUCCAACCAGUGCUGGCGAUCCCGUCCCCGAAAGGUUCAAGUCCAACAUUCUUCUGGGCGUGCUGGAGAAGCGCAAGAUCUACCGUUUUUGGUGUCAGGUGAGUUUCCAACUCUGGAUUACAUACGGCACGGGUGCCGGCAAGACCAGAACUAUGAUUGCGAUGCUCUACCUUCAGUGGGGAUUCUAUUUCAACGCGUCAAGCAAGGAUCUUGGGUCGGACGAUCUCUUCCGCCUGGCCGAAUUCAUUGACGGCAACACAUUAGACGAUUCAGCAAGCAUCAACACCCACUUUGCCAAAAGUGCUACUCUUUUGCUUCUCCUCUCUCGUCUCAUGAUUCUCAGCUACUGUCUGAAGGUCUCAGGCUGUCGCCAGACGUUUUCGAGUGCAAGAUGGGCCUUGCUCCAAGUUUGUCCCCACAUGUUCAAGGAUGUGUUCAUGCAUCUUUUCAUCAAGCUGCGCGAUCUGAUGAAAGGACGGGCACUCCUCGAAUCACACCUUGCGUCCAUUGUCCGCGAUGAGUUUGAGCUGUUGCAAGACAAGCCUGCUGCCCUUGAUUAUCCUAACUUUUCAAGUGACUCCAAGCUUCGGUUGGUCAUCGAUGAGGCCCAGCUCUUGAGCGACAAGAGCCCAACAUCGUUCGCGUCGUCAUUUACACAAGGUGAUCCAAGACCAAUCGGCGAUGACAUCAAGAGCUUGGAGGACAAGAUCGCCAAAAAUCCCGAACUCUUCACUUCAUGCUCUUCCAUCAAGGAGUCACUUGGGCUUUUCCUUUAUCGCCAUCGUCUCCUGGAUGCUCCUUCAACUAUGAUUAAGAAUGACAUGCAGCUGUUUGAGGCAGCAUUUGGUCGUAUCAACCUCUUUGGAGGUUCCGCAAGAACAGUUCUCGAUAGGCCCUUGGAGUUCAUGAAGGCGCAUGUUGAGAACAACUCAAAACAAGAUGGUCAAGAUGUCCCACCAUUCUACGUCCCAGCACCACAUGUUUCAGGACCUGACAUCAUUUUUUCAUCAGGAUCAAUGGAAAAGUCUCUCCGUGCUUCGUUCAACAUGGUGAUCGCCUACCCUGCCGAGGUUGUCAACUUUCAAGUCGUUCGUCCCGAUCCCAAGCCCGAGCUUGAGGGCCUUCAGCGCGUGUCGAUUGGGAUCGACGACAGGAACUUCCCAAGAUCUUUCCACGCCGUCAUGUCGAGUUUCUGGACACGCUGA
Messenger RNA from Linnemannia hyalina, 1278 nucleotides. The record is from the annotation of a GenBank genome assembly. Lineage: Eukaryota; Fungi; Mortierellomycota; Mortierellomycetes; Mortierellales; Mortierellaceae.